AUGAGUGCAUCCAUUAGGCUCUCUAUUUUUUGGCCUAACUCAGAACCUGAACAGUUGCCCGAAAGGACAGAUACAUUAGUUCUCACUACUUCUAGCGGAAGGUAUAUAGAUAUAAGAAGCUAUAAACAGAACUCACUUGACUCUCAUCCAGAACUCAAGUCAUUUCCAUUUGAUUGGGCAUUUGCUGGCGAUGAACGUGUUUUGAGCAAAAACCCAACUAAGAUCGAGUUCACCCAUCAGUUCUUUGAUUCUUCGUAUAUAUUAAGAUUAAGCUCUUAUUUGAGAAGAGAGUCAAGUGUGAAGCCGAAUAGGGAUGAAAUACCUGUUGAUUGUGGCCGUUUUGUCACUUUGAGCUCUGGAAUUAGAGAGGAGACCGGGGAAAUGAUGAAUGAACAUACUAAAAAAGUUGAACCUUACAUAGAGCACUGGGUUUCGGUGGAUCCACUCAAUAGUAAGCCCAAUAAUAUGAUUCAAUUGGACGAUGAUAGCACCGAUAAUGUGAGGUUUAAAUCGACCUUGUUUGACAUAGAAGUCGAGGAAAAAUACGAGGGACGAUUCAUCAGACUUGGAGCCUGGGCCCAAGGUUUAAUUUGGGAUAAAUCGAAUAUUGACUGCCCAAUUAGUGUUAUCAGAAGGCAUCAAAACGGCUCCAAAUGGAUAACGAUUCUUCAAUUUGGUGACUGUAUCAGUAAACUAAAAGGAUUGGAAGAAGAGCCGGUCAAAGAAGGAGUUACUACAAUUAAGGAUGAUGUGAGAUGGACUUGCAAAGAAUCCAAUUAA
Brettanomyces nanus is the source of this 780-nucleotide messenger RNA. RefSeq lists its product as uncharacterized. Lineage: Eukaryota; Fungi; Ascomycota; Pichiomycetes; Pichiales; Pichiaceae. The transcript has a single exon. The record is from RefSeq and is a predicted model, not a curated record. The coding region runs from base 1 to 780 and encodes 259 amino acids.